This is a messenger RNA of Solanum stenotomum, 1202 nucleotides long. Its product is annotated as aspartic proteinase 36-like. The coding region runs from base 294 to 1142 and encodes 282 amino acids. Gene Ontology annotation, molecular function: aspartic-type endopeptidase activity. The record is from RefSeq and is a predicted model, not a curated record. Gene Ontology annotation, biological process: proteolysis. The transcript is spliced from 4 exons. Lineage: Eukaryota; Viridiplantae; Streptophyta; Magnoliopsida; Solanales; Solanaceae.
GAAAAAAAAAAAGUUGUCCUUUUUCCCUCCAUUCCAAAACAGAGACGAAACCCAUGCAACUGCGUCUCUUCCCCUUCUCUUUUCUCUCUGGUUUUCAACUUUUAGCACCAGAAAACUCCAUUUUUGAGUAGACCAAAAAAAACCCAUCUUCCCAAUUCCAUUUUUUGCACUUUUCUUGGGCCAAUUCCAUCUUUGCUUGCUCUUUUUUCCGUUUCUGAUCAUCGUUUUUGCUAUUAAUUUAAGAAAAAGAGGCACUUGGAGUUGUUAAUUUCAGUAUUUGGGAAGUACCCAGAAUGGGAAAAUUCGAUUUUGGUUGGGCUUCGUUGUUGUUAGUUAUACUUGUUUGGAGUGUAAAUGUGGUAAGUGAAGGGGUAAUUAAAGUGAAUUCUAAGUUUGCUGGGUUGGAAAGGAAUUUGCGUGCCCUAAAAGCUCAUGAUGAAAUGCGCCAUCUACAUAUUCUCGCCGGUAUCGACCUUCCUAUCGGUGGAACUGGCCGUCCUAAUUCCGUCGGGCUUUACUCUGCUGAGAUUGGGAUUGGAACACCUCCAAAUAAUUAUUUUGUUCAAGUGGAUACGGGAAGUGAUAUAAUGUGGGUUAACUGCAUUGCAUGUCAAAGAUGCCCCAAAAGAGGCUAUCGUAAUAUCGAGAUAACACUCUACAAUCCAAGGGAUUCUCUCACUGGUAAACUCGUUGUUUGUGGUCAAUCAUUUUGCAAAGACUUCUACAGACGUUCAGGAUUAGGCUGCUCUGGUAAUAGUUCUUGUAUGUAUGAUCAAGCUUAUGGAGAUGGAAGCUCUACUAGGGGCUACUUCGUGGAGGAUGUUGUCCAAUACAAUAAGGUGUCAGGUGAUCUUCAAACUAAAUCAGGAAAUGGGAGUGUUAUUUUUGGGUGUGGUUAUUCACAAUCUGCUGACCUGAUCUCUUCUGAUGAAGCUUUUGAUGGGAUUCUUGGAUUCGGGAAAUCAAACUCAUCCAUACUUUCCCAGCUGGCUUCAUCUGGAAAAGUGAAGAAAAUGUUUGCUCACUGCUUAGAUGGUGUGAAUGGUGGUGGUAUUUUUGCCAUUGGGAAUGUUGUGCAACCAAAAGUGAACAUGACUCCUUUGGUACCUAACAAGUAUGUACAUUUUCCCAAAAGAUUAUAAAGCUUUUGAUUUGUUUACUGCUCUUUUUUGUUAAUUGUAAUAUUUCUCUCUGAACUAGUU